Molecule: messenger RNA, 2088 nt
Organism: Vidua chalybeata
Lineage: Eukaryota; Metazoa; Chordata; Aves; Passeriformes; Viduidae
Gene: GJB3
Product: gap junction protein beta 3
Exons: 4
Coding region: 332-1105 (257 amino acids)
Biological process (GO): cell communication
Cellular component (GO): connexin complex
Source: RefSeq, a predicted model, not a curated record
UCCAGCACUGGGGAGCCCGUGGGGGCUCACACUGUGCUGCACACACCCCCUGCCACGGGGACUGGCACAGAGCUUGGCACGGAGAUCACAACUCCUUCCUGCUCCGCUGCGGGUCCAUGACUGGAGCCAGCGCUGGGCUGAACCGGGCACACGGGUGCUGGGCAGCCCUGGGACACCACAGUGCACCAGAUGAGAGGACUCUGAUCACCAGUCUGCCAUCGUGCCCUGGCUAUGCCCCGUGCUGGACACUUCCCACCCCACAGCCCCUGGUGAGCGGGGAAGAAGCCUGAGCCUCCUCCAGGUCGGGUGACUCUGGCCUCCCUCGGCUGCCAUGGAUUGGAAAACGCUGCAGGCGCUGCUCAGCGGGGUCAACAAGUACUCCACAGCCUUCAGCCGCAUCUGGCUCUCCAUGGUCUUCGUCUUCCGUGUGCUGGUCUACGUGGUGGCGGCCGAGAAGGUCUGGGGCGAUGAGCAGAAGGACUUUGAUUGCAACACACGGCAGCCGGGCUGCACCAACGUGUGUUAUGACCACUUCUUCCCCAUCUCCCACAUCCGCCUCUGGGCCCUGCAGCUCAUCUUUGUCACUUGUCCUUCCCUCCUGGUCAUCAUGCACGUGGCCUACAGGGAGGACCGCGAGAGGAAGAACCGGGAGAAGAAUGGAGAGAAUUGCCCCAAGCUCUACAGCAACACGGGCAAGAAGCACGGCGGGCUGUGGUGGACCUACCUGUUCAGCCUCAUCUUCAAGCUUAUCAUAGAGAUCCUGUUCCUCUACCUCCUCCACAAGAUGUGGGACAGCUUCGAUUUGCCACGGCUGGUCAAGUGCUCCAACGUGGAUCCCUGUCCCAACACCGUGGACUGCUACAUCGCUCGGCCAACCGAGAAAAGGGUCUUCACCUAUUUCAUGGUCGGAGCCUCCUCCAUCUGCAUCGUCCUCACCGUCUGUGAGAUCUUCUACCUCAUCUUCAAGCGAGCUGUCCAGAGGGCAAGGAAAUGGAGGAAAUCCACCAAGCGCUCCGUCAGCUACAGCAAGGCCUCCACCUGCCACUGCCACAUCAAGUCAGAGGAGAAGGACAACAAGUCCCAGCCCAGAGGAGAAGAGCUGUGAGCUCACCCGUCCCAGCCAGCUCACAUUCCCCUCAACUUGGCUUUUCCAGCCUGCCAAAUCCUCAAACCCUCAAGAGUCGACCCGUGUGAAAAAUGACUAAACCCAGCAAAGUAACGUCCCUGGAGAGAGACCCGCGGGUGCCUGAGCAGACACAGGUAAGGCAAGGGCAGCCCUGGAGCUCUGCAGGUGGCAGUGCCACAAGCAUGGACAUCACAGCAGCACACAGAUCCUCUGUGUCCCGCAGCUUCUCUGGGGUCCUGCAGCUCUGCUGCUCCCAUGCUGGGUGUGAGUGCACCCAGCUGGUGCCCAGCCAGGGCUGGUGUCACCCAGAGCAUGCCAGUCCUCCCAGUUCACUGGGCCUCACACAUGCACUGCUUUCUUUUGUACCAAGAAACCAAAGGAAUUCUGGGCUCCGUGGCCAGAGCUCUCUUCAUGCACCCAAAGUAAUGACAAUGGACCAGGGCUCCAGUCUGUUGGCAACUGUUCUGCUGGCCCAGUUGGCCCAGUUUGCCAUUUCUCCCCCUUGGUUCACACAAGCACCAAGCCAUGUGCUGCCCAAAUGCCCUUGCUGGCUCUGCUGCUUCCCUUGGUGCCUCUGUGUCCCCCCUCACCUCAGAUGCACAUCACACACGGCACAAGCUACAGAUCCAAAAGGCCAAUGAAUGUCGUGUUUGGAGACACCAAGAUCUCCUCUGCACACUGGAAACCGUGGGACUGGUGAGGGCAGAAGACAUGGAUUUGCACAGGUUCCUCAGGAGCCCACAGCCAGGUCCUUCUCAUCCGCCUGAGCUGGGCUUUGGCUGAGCCCACAGCCGAGCUCACGUCCGCCCGUUCCGCCUCCUCCAGCUUGUCACGCGUCGUUAAACUUUAAUUCAGCAGAACCUCACGCUGGCCCCCAAGGAAAUCAAGGAGGGAUGAGCAUCAAUUAUUUACUAAACCUUGAUAAAUAUUACAAUAAAUAGAAAUGAUUUCCAUUUAAUCUC